Trichoderma citrinoviride is the source of this 1923-nucleotide messenger RNA. RefSeq names its product homoaconitase precursor. Gene Ontology annotation, molecular function: 4 iron, 4 sulfur cluster binding; homoaconitate hydratase activity. Gene Ontology annotation, biological process: L-lysine biosynthetic process. The transcript is spliced from 9 exons. The coding region runs from base 1 to 1923 and encodes 640 amino acids. The record is from RefSeq and is a predicted model, not a curated record. Lineage: Eukaryota; Fungi; Ascomycota; Sordariomycetes; Hypocreales; Hypocreaceae.
AUGGAAAUGGGCGCCAACUCGGUCAGCGAUAAUCGCCAGGUCGUCAUGACACUUGAUCACGAUGUGCAGAACGACUCUGAGCAGAAUCUGCGCAAAUAUCGUCUGAUCGAGGAGUUUGCCAACAAGCAUGGCAUAGAUUUCUAUCCUGCCAAGACUGGCAUUGGCCAUCAAAUCAUGAUUGAGCAAGGUUAUGCGUGGCCAGGAACACUUACAGUUGCCAGUGACAGCCAUUCGACCAUAUACGGAGGCAUCGGCUGUCUCGGCACCGCCAUUGUUCGCUCCGAUGCAGCGAGUAUUCUCGCGACCUCGACCAUCUUCUGGCAAGUCCCGCCGAUUGCAAAAGUCACCCUUACAGGCGUCUUGCCGCCCGGCGUCACAGGCAAAGAUGUCAUCAUUGCGCUCUGUGCCUUUCUCAAGUCCGAUGUGCUGAACAUGUGCGUUGAGUUCACGGGGUCUGAGCAGACGCUUGCAAGCAUCCCUGUUUCGGAAAGAUUGACUAUCGCAAACAUGGCUUGCGAAUGGGGGGCGCUAUCAGGACUCUUCCCCGUCGACGACACGCUUGUUUCUUGGUACCGUGCCAGGGCAUCAGCCGCAGCAGUUACGGAUAGUCCUACCCAGUCUCGUAUCAAUCAUGAGCGGAUUGAUGAGCUCCUGGAGAACUCUCCCGUAGCUGAUCCUGGUGCUGUGUAUGCCAAGGAAUUCUAUCUGAAUCUAUCUACUCUUUCACCCAUGGUCGCCGGCCCCAACUCGGUCAAUGUCGCAACCCCUGUGGCAAAGCUCGAGACUGAGAACAUCGCUAUUGACAAAGCCUAUCUCUUGAGUUGCACCAACGGCAGGAGCACGGACUUUGCAGCUGCUGCUCGCGUCUUCCGCGAGGCUGGUACCGAUGGCAAACCUGCCAAGAUCCACCCCGGGGUCAAGCUCUAUCUUGCACCGGCGUCUCUGGCUGAACAACGAAUGUCGGAGGAAGCCGGUGACUGGCAGGUUCUUGUCCAGUCUGGGGCCGAGCUUCUACCCGCCGGCUGUGCUACUUGCAUUGGCUUGGGUCGUGGCUUGCUGGAAGAAGGCGAGGUGGGCAUAUCGGCAAGCAACAGAAACUACAAAGGCCGCAUGGGCAGCCCCAAGGCAUUGUGUUAUCUCGCCAGCCCCGAGGUGGUUGCCGCCAGUGCUAUCAAAGGCCAUAUCGCUUCCCCUAACUGGUACUUGAAGCCUGAUGGCGUUGAGAAGGUCAUUAUCGGCGAGGGCACCGGUGAUUAUGUAGCUGACAAGGCUCGAUAUACCGGAGAUGCUUUUGAAAAGCUCAUUGGCGAGAUGGAGAGCAUGAUCAGCGCCGCUGAAGGAGGCGCCGAGGCAACAGCAAGCCCAAUAGCUGCUGAAGACGAGGUCUUGACGGAUGUUGUACCAGGCUUCCCCGAGAGAAUCGAGGGCGAGAUUGUUUUCUGUAAGCAGCUGGAUGGCAUGACGGCAGAGCAGAUGGCCGAGGUGUGCAUGGAGAACUACGAUACCAACUUCCGCAAUGUUAUUCGACCAAACGAUAUACUGGUAGCCGGGUAUACCUUCGGCUCUGGUUCCUCCAGGGAACAGGCUGCUACUUCUAUCCUGGCCAACAAGAUUCCUCUCGUCGUUGCCGGCAGCUUCAGCUCCAUCUUUCUCCGCAACAGUAUCAACAAUGCUCUCCUUGGGCUUGAGAUUCCCAAACUGGUCGAGCGGCUUCGUGAAGCGUACAAGGAUGACGCAGAGAAGCCUCUGACUCGUCGAACGGGCUGGAAGCUGCUAUGGGAUGUCCGCCGGUCUCAGGUCACCAUUACGGAGCAGGAUGGCACGUCCUGGGUGCAAAAGGUGGGCACGAUGCCUCCCAAUGUCCAGGAAAUCAUCGCCAAGGGAGGUAUUGUGAAGUGGGUGCAGUCUACCCUGCAGGCAUGA